AUGAAGAGCAGCGCUUUCAUCCUGGUCCUCACAGUGGCCCUGGUGCCGUUCAUCACCCCUGUGGAGAGGAAGUGCCAGCUCAGCGGGCUGUGGAGGAACGAGCAGGGCUCACUGAUGGAGAUUUCAGCACUGAGGGACAACGGGGACUUCCAGGGCAAAUACCUCACACGGGUCACACUUGCUGGUGGCUGUGCCCACAUCUCCCCAUUGAAGGGAGCCCAGCAGCAGCCUGGUGAGGGAGGAUGGCCCACCUUUGCCUUCACCGUGCGCUGGGACACGUUCUCCAAUGCCACCACUGCCUUUGCGGGGCAGUGCUUUGUGGACUCGGGUGGAAAGGAGACACUGAGCACCAUGUGGCUGCUGCGUGAAGCCGUCGGGUCCCUCGAGGAGGACUGGAAAGCCACCAGGGUGGGCAGAAACGUCUUCACACGCAAACGCACCCAGAGGGGAAAGAACCUGCCCAGCUCAUUCCCAUCCUGUGAGGACACGUCUUCACCCACCCCAUGA
This is a messenger RNA of Melopsittacus undulatus (budgerigar), 507 nucleotides long. RefSeq names its product avidin-like. Lineage: Eukaryota; Metazoa; Chordata; Aves; Psittaciformes; Psittaculidae. The record is from RefSeq and is a predicted model, not a curated record. Gene Ontology annotation, molecular function: biotin binding. The coding region runs from base 1 to 507 and encodes 168 amino acids. The transcript is spliced from 4 exons.